Molecule: messenger RNA, 7059 nt
Organism: Tetrahymena thermophila SB210
Lineage: Eukaryota; Ciliophora; Oligohymenophorea; Hymenostomatida; Tetrahymenidae
Product: EF hand protein
Exons: 7
Source: RefSeq, a predicted model, not a curated record
AUGAAUUUGAGUAAUUCUUUUUAACAGAAGUUCAACUAGUCAUCUAUUACAAGCACAAUUCCUCCUCCGUAACUACCUUAAUAACCUUCAAUUAAGUUAUUAGGAUCUUAGCCUGUAAAUUUAGAUAUUAAAUAAUAAUAUUAGUUACCAUAAAAUCAAUUACUUAUUUUGAAGUAAGGUUAUAACUAGCCAGCUUAGAUCCAGUAAACUUAAGUUAUAAAUAAUUAGCCUUAUAUGUAAAAUAAUGGUUCUAUAUAAAAUAUUGAGGUAAAGUAAAGCUCUAGAGUAAUGCAAACUAAUGCCAGUAGUAGCAGUAUAAGUAGCAACAGCAAAUUUCCUUACAAAGUUAAAAGCAUUAUCUAAGAAAUUAAUUUCUAAAAUUAAAACAAUAACAUUCCUUAAGUUCGCAAUAGAUUUUUAAAUAAUUUACCAGAAAUAUAGCAAAACAAUGCUUUAAAUAGCUAGAUUUAAUAUCAAAUAGAAAAUGGAAGAAGCCUAAGUAGUAAUAUAAUAAUUCCUACUAACGGUAGUUAAAUAAUCUAAAAUAGCAAUAGUAAUAAUAAUUUUAUUCAAGCAAGAAGAAAUUCUAAUUGUAGCACUUAACAUAAUUCCUCUAUAUAAUAAAAUAACAGCGUUAAUAAUCCUAUAAUCCAAUCAGGGUCUUAUGGAUUGCCAUAAGUUCCUUAAUAAAUAUCAUCUUUUAACAAGAAAGUAGAUCAUAUAAACGAAAAAAUCUUAAACCAUGAAAACAAACUAAAAGAAUUCCUUCAAGCAACAAAUGCAUAGAAUUAAAAUCAACAAAAUCAAAGCUAGUUUGAAAUUUUGAGUGGAAGUAAACAUGCACAAUCUUUAGAAAACUCCUUAAAGAGUUAAAAUGUUUAUAUUGUCAACAAUAAAAUCAAAUUAUCGCCAGAAAAAAAUGUCAUUAAAACUGUUAUAACUUAUGUUAAUUAACCUCAGCAAAUAAAUUAUUCUCAAAUGCAAUCAAAUCUCAAUAAGUCUUCUCUUGAUAGCAAAUCAAAUAUUUAUAAUAUAGCUAAUCCAAUUUAACCUAAUAUGGAUAAGUAAGAUAAUUCAUCAAAAUAUAAUAUUAAUUAAUUACUUGACAACUCAAAUUUUAAGUAAUCAAGUAACAUUUCUCCCUCUUCAGUGGCUAAUUAAUCACCAACAAUCUUAAGAGCAUACUAGCCAUUUGAUUUAAAUAAGAGCUAAACUCAAUCUGUUAUAUCUCCUGUAUCAUAAGGAUAGAAUUUAUUUACUAUUUAAAAUAUUCCUUAAUAUAUUGAUUAGAAGCCUAAUAAAGAAACUUAAAAAAUUGCUAGCUAAAAUUCAACCUAAGGAGAAAAAUAAAGGUAAUCCCCAGCUCUCACUUUUGCAUAAAUUCCGAAUGGCUCAAUAUCUAGAAAUUCUAGUUUAUCAGAUUUUUAACUAAAUAAGUAAGGUAGUGUAGGUUCAUAAUCACAAUCACCAUUAUCAAAAUCACCUAUUUCAUCUGGAGCAUAACAACUAAUUAGCAAAUUACCCUUAACUAUAUCUUCUCCUUAAAACCAAAAAACUGACAUAAAGGAUCAAGAGAAAGGAGACCAAUCUGGAACAGCUAGUAACAAAAACGAUAAUCUAUCUGUGACUUAAAAUUAUCUUUACAAACUUAAAGAUUCAUACUUUACACCUUAGAAUUUAGAUCAAUCAAGCACAAAAAGCGAAAUAAACUUAAUUGCUUUAUCAAAUAAUAACAUUUCAAAGACGCCUUCACUAAAUUAGACAGAUCUAACACCUAAAAAUGCUCCUUUAAUUAAUGUCUAAUAAACAUCUUCUUUAAGUCCUUCAAUUUAGCCACCUAUACAAGCUGUUAACUCAGGUAAUUAAUAAUAAAAUUAACAAUAAUAAGAAGAUGACAAAGAAAAAUAAAUUUUUAUUUAUUAGCUGAAUAAUCUUUAAAGUAUAAAUUAAUAAAACACUUAAAGUUAAUUAAAAGAAGAAUAAAUUAACAGCUAAUAGCUUUAAAAAUUUAAAUCAGCAUAAAUUUCAUAAAUUAAUUAAUUAUCGCCUAUUUCAAACAAGGCUACUAACAGAUUAAGUGAAACUAUCUAAAAUGAUGCAAAUCAAAUACCUAUAACUAAUCUUGAUAUGCAUUUUUAAUAGAAUUAAUAGACUUCGAUCCAUAAGAAUAUUUUAGAUUCUAAUAUUUAAACCUCAGUUGACUAAAGUAAACCUUUGAUUUAAAAUAACAUAAUUGAAAGCUAGAAGUAAGAUUAAGCAUAAUCAUAACUUAAUUCACAAUUUUCUUAAUAGUCUGUUCAGGGGAUUCCUCCUUACACUCCACUUUUAUAUCCUGCCUAUAAAGGUAUUUAGAAUCCUCUUGAAAACUUGAGCUUAAUAUAAAAAAGAACAUUUCUAAGCAGAUAACCUUCAUAAGAGAAAAUUUAAUAUACCUCUCAUUCGCCUGCUAGAUCUGUUUAAUCAGAUAUCUAAAGAUCUAACUACCUUUAAAGUCCUUUUUCAGUUGUUGAAAAGUAAAUAAACUUGUUAAAAAGCAGACCUAAUUCAUUAGAAAACAAUUAUAACAGCCUUUCACAAUCUCCUAAACCUUAAAUCUAAGAUGUAGUUUAACAAAUUUCACGUUCUCAAAAUCCUCAAACAAGGGGUUUAACAUUUCAGCAAAAUUAUUAAUCACACUCUCCAACAAUAACGGCUCCAAUAAUUAAAAGCAUUAUCACUUCAUCACCAGAAGGAAUUAAAAGUUAAAAGAUUUCAGUUUCCCAUAGCGCUUAAAUUCCAAUAGCUGAGGGAGUUUCAAUAAAUGCUCAAGUUACUACAGAGCAUGAAAUUAAAGACUAUUAAAAUUACUUGAGAAGCAGUCCUUCUAAUAAUGUAAAAAUUAUAGAGAACAUAAUUAUUGAUAAUCAAUAAAUUUAAGACUCAAUAGAUUUUAAAUAGAAUAGAGCUUUUACAUUUUAAACUAUAUCAAGUCCUUUCCCUUCAGCAAAUUAGAAUAUCCAAUAUAAUCAACCAAGUAUAAAGAAGGAAGGUGUAGAUAUAAAUUAAUUUGCAAAUAGUCCUCUUAGAAUUUAGAGUGAAUUAAAUAAUAACUCAAGUUACUUUUAGAAUAAAGAGGUAUAAAGAGUUAUUGGCUAAGACUCUGAAGGUAAAUAGUAUUAAGAUAUUCUCAGAUAAAUCGAUUAAAAAACCAAAAAUGAAAACUAAACAGAAAAUAGAUUAUUUACUUUAGAGGAACCAACUACAUAACCUUUAUUUUCAAAUGUGUCUUAGCAGAUUGAAAAAGUUCAAAAUUUAAAUUAAAACUUAGAGUUUAAUCAAGCAAUAAAGAAUAAUAAUUUUGAUUCAGAAACAUAAUAAAUCUCUGAGCAGAAUAAUCUAGAGAAUGAAGAGAGAAGAAAAAGACAAUUUUCUUUUUAGGAAAACAAAAAUGCAAAAGAAAUUCUUAAUGAUAAGAAAUAAGAUAAAAUAAUUGAAGAGAAUAUAGAUAAAUUGAUAGGGAAUAUAUUCAAAGAGGCUAUGAACAAUGUUAAUUAAACUAUCAACAAAAAAAGAGAUCAAUUAAACUAACAAUUUUAAACUGCAACAGAACAAAAGAAAGAAGAAAAAAUCUCAAUUUUUGAAAAAAUUAAUUCUCAAUAAUCGAAUUAGCAAGAUUCAUAAAUCAAUUAACAAAAUAUGAGCUAAAUAAAUAAUUAAAUGUAAAAUUAAGAAUAAAAUGUAAAUAUUAAAUUAGAUUAAAAUGAUAAAAAUGAGGAAAUGUAUAACGUAAAUGAUUAAGAUGAAUCAACAAAGAGAUCAAAAUAAAAAAAUUAAUAAAGUGAAGAAUCAUAAAAUUAAGAAAUUAUAUAAGAAAAUUAGAAAAUUGAAAAGUAAUUAAAACAAUAACCUAGCUAUUUAGCAAAAAAUUUAAAUACUAUUAAUGAGCUAGAUGGCGAUGCUUUAUCAGUUUUUAAGAAAAUAGAGAAUGGUAAUACGUUCCACCUACCUUUGGAUGAUAAUAAGAAAAAAGAGCUUGCUCAAAGCUGGUAAAAACCAGAUUAUAUCUAAUCAUUAAUUUUAGGAUAACUAGAUAAAGAUAAGAAAUAAAUUAAAUAAACUAAUUCUAAAUAAAAUUUGAAAAAUUCCUUAACAUAAUUUUCAAAGCCGAUUGAAAGAAGCAGUGGAAAUAGCUAGAGCUCUAUUAAAUAAUCAGAUUCACUUUCAAAAUCGUUAAAAUAAAAUAAUAGCGAAAUUAAAAAUUAUAAGGAAGAACCAAUCAUUUCAAAUCUAAGUAAAACUAAAGGAUUUUUGUUUAAAAAUAAAAAAGAAAAAUCUGAAUAACAAUUUUCAUAGCCUCCAAAUAUCGAAUAAUAGUUUUAGAAUAGCUCUCUUCAAACAAAUGAAAUAGAAAAUAAAAUGGAGGCACCAUAAGAAUAGGUAAAAAAAACUCAAAAUUAAUAGCCUCCACAAGAAAAAGUAUUUCCCUUUUUUUAAUCUUAGUAGAAUCAUUAUUAAAAAAAUAAAAAUUCAUCUCUUCAAAAUUCUUAGUCUAACUCUAGAUAAAACAGUAUAGAUAAAUAAAGAAGCAUCCUUGAUAAAAUUGAAAACACCUUUGAAGAAGCUUAAGUAAUUGGGUCUUUUGGUUUGCAGUAGAAUAAUACAGUAACUUAGUUAGAAGUUAAAAAUGUAAAAAAUCAAAGGUCAGUAGCUUAAUUCUAGUAGCCAUAUCCUUCUCAUUAAUAAUAAAUAUAGACUAACAGUAAAUAAAAUUCUCCAUAAUCUUCAAAGCUAAAGAAUUUCCCUCCUAACCAAGAUGUUGAGAAAGAUGAGCUUUAAUAUUUAGAUAAAGCACCUAUAGAAUAUCCGUAAAAUGUUUUAGAGAAUACUUCUUAAGACAUAUUUCUUACACCUUAAUAUGAGGAAUCAGAAAAAGACAAAAAAUAUCGCAAUUUUCUAUUAAAAAUGUUGAAUAAUUAUUAAGAAAAAAGAGAGGAGAUACUUAAAAAAAUAGACAAACUUAAUAAAAAAUAGCAAGUUGAACAAUUUUAGAGUUAGUCUUUCAAUGCUAAUUAGAUGUAAAAAAAUAAUUCUAGUUUCGUAGAACCUUAAAAAUUGAUUUACAAGCCAUAGAAAAUAAAUAAUGAUAAUGAUUAAAUUAAACAAAUGAGUCCCAAAUAAACUAAAUAUGAUUUGAAUAAUAGCCAAAAUAAGAAAAAUUUUGAUAUUAACAAGCACAUCAAUAAUGCUUAUUAAGAGAAUGAAAUGCAAGAAUAAAUUCAGUAAUAUGAAAUGCUUAUUCAUAAUGAUGCUUAGUCUCCAGCAAACUAAAGAAGAAAUAAAGAUUCCUAUUUAAAUAGCUUAAUCAGUAGUCCUGAUUAAACUCAUGAGUAAAAAUAACUUUAUACUAUACGAAACUAUAACUAAUCUCCUGGUUUACAUGAUAACGAAGAGUAAAAUUGUAGUAACUCAUAAUUUAAAGGUAGAAAACUUAGACCUUGUGAGUUGAAAAAUAUUUUACAAAGUCAGAAAGAUGGAGAUUUAUAUGAAAAAACUACAUUUAAGAAUGAUUAUUAUAAAAAUGCUAAAUUUAAAGAGUCACCAAAAAAAUCUAAAAGUCCUUAAACGCUCUAAUAAAACGAAAAAUCACCAUAACUUUGCAGAAAAAUGAUUGAUAAAUAGAAUAAACAAAUAUCUUCAGAAUUAGAUAAAUAUAAAAUUAAUAGGAUAACUGACGAUAGAAGUAAUCUAAGUGAAAUAGAUUAUAAUUAUGAAGUAAAUAAUAAUAAUAAUAAAAGUUAGAGUAAGAACUUAUCUACUUCAAAAUCACCUAACAGAUCUACCAAAAGUCCUUAUUAAAAAUAGCCAUUAAUAGACUCUAAAAGAUAGAAAUAAAAAAAUUAAUAAAUAAAUCAAAUCUAAAUAAAUACAAAAAUCUAAAAACCUGAAAUUAAUAAAAAAAAACUGGAUAUUAAGAAUUAAAAUAAGAAAUAUUAAGAUCAAAGUCAUUUAAAGGACAAAAACAAAGUUCAAGAUAUACAAAUGGGUAUUAAAAAUACAUAAAACAAGAAAGGUAAUUAAUUUUUGAAAAACAAAUAUUUCAAUUAAUUAGAAGAUUAAAACUCAGAUUUUAAUAACUCAUAAAACUUAGAAAAUAUGUAUCCAGCUUAUGGAUAACCUAAUAAAAAUUACCAACAAUUUAACAUUUAAUUAUAAAAUACGUUUGAAUCUUAAAAUUAAAACUCAAAAGAAGAUUUUUAGGUAGAAGUUAAUUAAAAUUAUUCAGAUUAUUCUAACAAACAAAGUAAUAAAAAAAAUGCUAAGAAUACAUAAAAAAUAGGGCAAAAAUAAUUACUAAAUAAUUAAUAUCCAAUGAAUAUUUAAAGUCAUUUAACAAAAGGUGAUAAAAACUAUUUGAAUUCAAAUAAAGGAGAAAAAAUAUAACCACAUCAAAAUAUCAUUUAGAAUAUAAAUGAUAUGCAGAAAUAUUCUGAAUAUAUGAUUGAAAAUAAUCAAAAUUUACUAAAAGAUCUUGACUAGAGUAUUGAGAGAGCAAGCAGAAACAGUAGUUAGCACAAUAGGUCUAGGAACAAUAGCAAUUCUGCUGGAAGAAGCAUUAUUAAAGAAAUAGGAUCAUUUUUCAAAUUCUAAAAGGAAUAAGAAAUUUCACCUUUGUUACGUCCAAAAUCUGAAUCAGCAUAAAGAGGAUAACAAUAUAUCGAUUCUCGCUAAUCACUUAGCAGUCCAGAUAGAAUUUAAGACUCAUAAAACGAUUAGGAAUUUUAGCAUAACUCUUCAAAUCCUAUUAAUAAUAAGCUAUAUGUUUAAAUUAGAAAAACUAUUCAUUCAAUAUCUCCUCCUCAUUCAUAAGAGUAAUAAAAAGGAAACUACUUCAAUUUACCUUAGUAUUACUCAAACAAUCCUUAAUUUGAAUUAUAGAGACAGCAUGAUAAAUAGUAUGAGAAUAGGUUCGAAGAAGAUUAAUAAUUAUAAAAAUAAAAUUAGUAAAAAAUGAAUUUAUAAUAAAUAUAAAAAAUUAUUCAAAAAAAUAAUAAUAAGUUAAAAAAAAAUGUUGUAUUAUGA